CAGAUGUCCUACACCAGAUUGCACAGUAAACCCGCGUGGAUAUGCAGAGUGCGAACUUUAAUUAGGUAGCCUAUUUGCACAAUAUAUAAACCUUUGAAUUAUGCGAUAAAAUAUCCCGCAGAGAACAAUUAUCUAUCACCCGAUUGAAUGCCUGAGCGAAUUCAGAGUGGGACCAGAGAAAGAGGGGAGUUUCUCAUACACUUUUAGCCGGAGGACUGCGGCUGGAAAGAGAAUGCUGGAGAGAUUAUGUGUAGCGCCCCCUUGUGUGGAGGAGGAAUGACGAUGCCUCUUCGAUGAGAGCCAUGGAGCUGAAAGUGUGGGUGGAUGGAGUGCAGCGGAUCGUAUGUGGUGUCACAGAGCUCACCACGUGCCAGGAGGUGGUCAUCGCCCUGGCCCAGGCCAUUGGGCGUACUGGCAGGUACACGUUGAUCGAGAGAUGGCGGGAGACGGAACGUCACUUGGCCCCGCAUGAAAACCCUGUGGUGUCCCUCAACAUGUGGGGCCAGUAUGCCAGCGACGUGCAGCUGGUUCUCCAGCGCACCGGCCCCUCCCUCAGCGAAUGUCCCAACUCCGACGGCGUAUCCCGUGUGCCCGAGCGCGGCCUCUACCGCCAGAGCCUGCCUCCUCUGGCCAAGCUGCGCCCAUCGGCCAAUGACCGCUCGCUCCAGCGUCGGGAGCCCAAGCGUAAGUCCCUCACCUUCACGGCCAAGGGCUUGAGGGAUAUUUUUGGGAAGGGCAGAGAUGCUGAUGCCAAGCAGCAGCAGAGAGCACUGAACCAGGGCAGGGGGGUGGUGUCUGUGCCCCUCAGUCCAGCCCGGGAGCUGGUGCGCCUGGUCCAGCUGCAGAAGGACAAGCUCCAGUUACUGGAGAACCGGCUGCAGGGCCCCGAGGCAGAGCUACACGGCUGUGAGAGCGGUGAUGUUGGCAUGUGCAUCGAGGGUCAGGAGGGCAUUGGCGUGCUGGAGGAGGAGCUGGUGCGUCUGGAGCAGCAGCUGCGGAGGAAUGAGGUGGAGAUGUCCGAGGAGGAGUUCUGGCAGAACGAGCUGCAGAUCGAGCAGGAGAGCGAGCGGCAGCUGAGGGAGCAGCUCCAGGAGCUGAUUGGACGGGUGCGGGAGUGUAAAGCCCGACUGGGGGAGUACCUGACCCGUAUCCAGGGCAUGGAGGCUGGCCUGGAGCAGGAGACUGAGCAGUGCAGGCAGGUGGACGAGGAGGAGGCCUGGGCCCAGCUGGGGAAGGUCAGGGCGGAGCUGGAGCAGCAGGUUCAACACAGAGUGCAGCUGGAGAGCAGCUGCAGGGCAGUGGACCGCUCACUGGGACAGUCCAGCAAGAAACUACAGGAGAAGGAGCAGGAGUUGGAGCAGUUGACCAGGGAGCUGAGACAGGUGAACCUUCAGCAGUUCAUCCAUCAGACUGGCACCAAGGUCAGCAUUCUACCAGCCCAGCCCAUUGACCAGGAGAAUAACACAGACCUCCAAUCAGGCUUGCUGAAACGUCUGGGCUCCUCCCGCCUCCUCCCCAGCAACCUCCGAGCUCUGCAGAGUCCAGUGUCUUCAGGCUUCAACCAUGAGGGCAUCUACGUCUGACCCCUGACCUUUACCUUCUGCUGCCUACCAUCAGUGACCCUAUGCUGGAGUUGAGUCGGCUUCUCCCCUGGAGGAGCCAUCUCUUAUUUCUAUUGGAGCUCCACCAGAGGAGGCUGGUGGAAGGAGCUAUAGGAGGAAUGGCUCAACGUAAUGGCUGGAAUGGAAUAAAUGGAAUGGUACCAAACACAUGGAAACAACCAUUACAAUGAGCACUUGCGCUGGCAGCUCAUCCCCUAGCCUCCUCUGAUCUCCACCCUGUCCUCCCACAAUGCCAUCCUUCCCCUUCUCUCUGCUGCGUUUCCUCCAUCUUCUAUGAGAACACACAGAGACCCCCAACAGUUUUGUCAAGACUAUAGGAUUUAGAAUGUUUGCCUUGUUUUGGCUGUUCUGCCACUGGUAGAAAGCUGGAGAGCUCGACCAUGUUCUUGCUAUGCUUUUUAAACAGUCAUGCAUAUUUUGAGGUACAGAAGGCCCAAUUUCAAACAGAACGUUUUAGCCUCACCUCUGUGCACUUCUCUAUUUCCUCUCGAAGACCUACAAGGACUGAGUAGAUGCGAGAAAUAUAGUAUUAACACCACCUAGCACUCUGUUACCUUCAUAUAGCAAGCUAAUGGACUAGUAAAGUGCACAAUCACAGUCAUGUGAUGACUUAACUAAAGAGUCCACUGCUGCCCCUGGCCCUGGCCAACCAUGAGGAAAUCCAGCUGUUUGUAGGGGUUGAGAUAAAGAAAGUCCCUUGGAGAUCAUGCGAUAUAGAGGAAAUUAAAAUAUCUUCAGACAACCAUGAUUUACAAAGACAGAGGUCUCAAAAGUCUAAUGGCCAUUUGUUACAGAAACAGAAUGGGUCAGAAAACCAUAUUUUAUACAGAUAGGCCACCUUGUGUGAGAGCUGUGGUGUGUAGCAGAGCCAUAUCUGACUGCCUUAAAGACUUUAAGAACAGUAAAGGCUGUUAUAACAGAUACUUAUAGUCAUGGCAGCUAUGCUCCAGAGAUCUGAUGCACCAUUUAUGGUCAACACAGCAGUCUAGUGACUAAUUGUUGAUCAGUUUUGUGAUUUUUUUAUUUUUGUGACUGAUGUCAAUAGCUGUAUAAUCUGGUCUGCCACUGAGUGGCAGAAUACAUCUCAUAAAAGAUUUCGCUAGGAUCUUAAUAUUGGUCAUUUGAUAUUGAUUAUACUUGCAAAAAUAUUACAUUAUGCAAUUUAUGUGGUUACUCACUUUCAUCAUUGGUAUCUUUUAGUAUGCUGUAAGUUUACCGUUGCACUUUUAGUUUGGAAGGGCCUGUAGUAGAAUUUGUACUUACCACUUAGUUUUUAGAGAUAAUGUCUUGUUUGUGUUGUGGUUUUCUUUUAUCAUAUGUAACCUCUUGAAUAAUUGUUGGUUUGUCUAUUGUCUUACAUGGCUAAUAAUUUUUCUGAAGUUAAAAAGAUGUCUCACAUGAACCAAAGCAAGUUAGACAAUGUGAUUGGUGGCGGUCAACCUGAAUGUACUUAAUUUGUUAAAACAUAACAUGCUCUGUAAAUACCUUUACAGGGGCCACUGUAUCUGCCUCCACUUUAAAAGUGAUGCAUUUGUCACGGAGAGAGUUAUUGGACUGUGAAUGUAUCUGUCAAUAGAUCGAACUCCACUCUGUGGCUCUUCAGCCUCGUGGAGAGAGGACUGUGUGAGAUAAAAGGUUGUUAUUUGGUUGUGGACUAGUUGAUACCAGGGAACCCCACCAACAGCAAAGCCGGUGGAGAGGACUGUGUGAGAUAAAAGGUUGUUAUUUGGUUGUGGACUAGUUGAUACCAGGGAACCCCACCAACAGCAAAGCCGGUGGAGAGGACUGUGCGAGAUAAAAGGUUGUUAUUUGGUUGUGGACUAGUUGAUACCAGGGAACCCCACCAACAGCAAAGCCGGUGGACGCACGUCAAGGUCAUUAGACGGACCUAAAGCUCGUUCCAUUCAGUAUUAUUGAUGUCCUAGUUUGGAUCAUGAAGGGUUGAGCUGUGUCGUCAAAAUAUAACCAAACUGUAACCACCUAACACAAGAACAAUGGCGCUUAACAACGUACACAGCGUAGACUAUUAGCAUGCCUUACUGAAUUGUAAAUAAUCACUACAUAGUAUUGGAAUAUUUUUACAAUAUUUAAAAUAAUGCAUAAUGCUGACAAAGACAAUAGUUGUACAUAAUAUGAAUUAACUUUGGUUUUAUCCUGCUACUCUGUGGACAGCUUGGUGCAUGCACUGAUGGCUUGGUUUCAUUGAUGUUUUUGUAUUGUUGAAAUGACCAGAGGCUUACGAUGAUAGUGGAGUUAUAAGUAUGGAAGUAUAAUGUUUAUCACAGUGUAUGUUACUGACUGCAUGGCUCUGUCUUCUACAGUGGCAUGUCUUGGUCCCAGACCAGUGCAUUCACUCAAAUAUGUCAGAGGACACCGAAAUGCAAACUGUAAAAAAAAUAGGGUUUUUAAACCCUAAAAAGUGCCCCAUCUAAUGGUGGUUAUUAGACACAACCUACGAAUAAAGUCCCAAAGAUGCAGGGUCGUUUCACCUCAAAAAGCACGAGGAUUUCGACACCCACCAUCUCAGGUUUUUCUGACAUUUUUUCUGUAGUGAGUAACAGAUUCGAUUAGCAUUCCUGAAACAUUAUUUUUUAUUAAAUUCUAUUUCAAUAAAAUAAUGUUUUAGGAAUACCAAUCUUACCUGUUUCUAACAAACUAUUUCUGAACAAUCUGAGAUGGUGGGUGUCAUUGCUCGCUGAAAUGACAUGGAAUGACUGCACUGAAAACUAAUCUACGCAUCUUUUAGGACUGUUCUUAAAUGUUGCACCAACUGAGUAUGGUGUUCUCAGAAGUCUUUUAAGGGCCUGUCUUCGUAAACAUGUCUGAAAUCAACGGUUUUCUAGACACAGAUUGUUGGCUGGAUUCAAUCUGUAGCGCUCUAGAGCGAUUGAAAUGUUUAUAUCAUUUUUUAUUGAGCCGACAUAUGCAGCGUUUACCAUGAAUGCGGUCUCCACGAACGCGGGAACAUUACCUUUACAUUUCUAUUGUGCAGCCAAAGACAGUAACGUAAGCAUAAACUGCUUCUCCAAAAUAAAUACCUGCCCACACUUGUAGGCGAUGUCAUGGCAACGUUGGAAACACUUCAUCGGGUCUAACGGUCAUUUCUCACCGUACUGCGCAUGUGCGGGUCUCAAAUCAAAGGCGCAAAAAUAAAAACGUGUCAGUUUGUCACUUUCACGAGGUUGGAGUAAUAACAUGUUCAAUUUCUUAAAAUAUUGCCUCGAAGCUAGGUUGUGCCUUUAAAUUGAGAACUAAUUCAUAAUUGUUCACUUCUCUCAUUGACUUCUCAAACCACAGCCUGGUUUGCUUGGUCUGUUUCGCAAGCUUUCCCGGAAGUCUCUGGGUUUAGAAACUCUGUGGCGCAGCUCUUCAACGAUACGGAUUAAAUCCUGCCUUAAACCUAGUUUUGGAUUGAGAUGGACGUUCAAUAGAGAAUCGCCCGUGAACACAGUUUAUAGUCUCGGACUAGGCUGACGAUAUGUCCGGGAAACCAGCCCAAAGAGUAAAUGAUUGGAAGGAAGUUCUGCCAACAUGUCGGACGGAGCUGUCAUGUAUGAGAAUUACAUGUUCUACUUCUUUUUCCCCACAAACAUCUGAGAGAAAUGACUUUGCCACAUCCAUGACAUCAAUUGUAAUAAACUGAUAUUAUAUGAAAUGCUUAAUACA
Messenger RNA from Oncorhynchus masou masou (cherry salmon), 5288 nucleotides. RefSeq names its product ras association domain-containing protein 8-like. Gene Ontology annotation, biological process: signal transduction. The transcript is spliced from 5 exons. The record is from RefSeq and is a predicted model, not a curated record. Bases 294 to 1583 code for a protein of 429 amino acids. NCBI's taxonomy places the organism in Eukaryota, Metazoa, Chordata, Actinopteri, Salmoniformes, Salmonidae.